AAAGACGCGAAGAUUCGACGUUCAAUCACACGAAGGAGGUGGACGAAUUCGGAACAUUGGGAACUGAAUAUUUGAAAGCUGUACACCUGGAUGUUUCAUAGAAAGAAUCGUGGCUAGCAGGCUGGUUGAAAAUAGCAUCGAGAUUGCCUUACGAUUGACAGAUUCAAGGCCUCUUUUGGUUGGAGGCAGCAAUUAUAUACCUAGGUCUGUUUACUGGCCUAAACUCAGAGCCGAACGCAGUGCAAAGGUUGCUGUAAUAGUUUGGGUGCCGUUCUCGAAACACGCCAUAAUUUAAAUGUCUACUGUGAGAAUCAAGGCGAUUUUGAACUUACAAAAAACUAUUUUACUCUGUCUUAGAACUAAUAUAAAUUCAAGGACGUUUGAAAAUUUAAGAGCCAAGUCGGGAUCAUGAAUAGAACGGCGUGCAGGCACCUCGUACCGUCCCUUCGCAGUCUGUCCCGUCGGUACUUGACAAAAUGCACCAAUACAACAAACAUGUCGGGAAUUUGUCACAAGCAAAAUGUCAUUGUUACCAGAUCUUUGUCUUCAACAGUUAAUUUGGAGCCGUUUUUAAAUGGCAGUAGCGGGAAUUAUGUCGAGGAAAUGUACGAAGCGUGGAAGCAUGACCCAAAAAGCGUCCACAGGUCAUGGGAUGUUUUCUUUAAAAACGAUGCAAGCGGACUAGGACCUGGUUUGGCUUACCAGUCCCCUCCUGGAAUUGCUCCAAAGGUCAUACCAUUCUCAGAUGUUUCUAUUGCAAAUGGCAAGUCACAACAAAGAGAUAUCAAUAUGGAUCAAAUUGAUAUUCAUGAUUUGAUCCAAGAUCACUUGGCUGUAUUUUCAUUGAUUAGAAGUUACCAGAUCAGAGGACAUAAUGUUGCAAAUCUUGAUCCUCUUGGCAUAAACAAUGCAGAUCUAGAUUCAACAAUCCCCGAGGAACUAAUUCCAGCCCAUUGGGGAUUGUCUGAGCAAGAUCUCGACAAAACGUUCCAGUUGCCUAAAACAACAUACAUUGGAGGAGACGAGGAUGGCUUACCAUUAAGAGAGAUCUUGAGAAGGCUGGAGGAAACAUAUUGCAAGCACAUUGGUGUAGAGUUUAUGUUUCUGCAAGGUCAAAAGAAAACGAAUUGGAUAAAAAAGCAUUUUGAAACACCUGGCGUUAUAAGCUUGACUGAUGAGGAAAGGAGAACUCUGCUUGCACGGCUUAUUCGCUCUACCCUGUUUGAGAACUAUCUCAGCGUUAAAUGGACGUCGGAGAAAAGAUUCGGUAUUGAGGGGUGCGAGGUUCUUAUCCCUGCUUUGAAGCAAAUUAUUGACGUGUCUAAUGAACUUGGUGUCGAGAGUGUCAUUAUGGGGAUGCCGCAUAGGGGUCGAUUGAACGUUCUUGCUAACGUAUGCAGAAAGCCAUUGGAACAGAUAUUCACACAGUUCAACCCCACGCUGGAAGCUGACGAUGAGGGAUCUGGCGAUGUCAAGUACCAUCUUGGUAUGUCUCACGAAAGACUUAAUAGAGUCACAAACAAAAUCAUUAAGCUUGCUGUCGUCGCCAACCCGUCCCAUCUUGAAGCUGUGGAUCCUGUUGUACAAGGGAAAACAAGAGCAGAGCAGUUUUAUCGCGGAGAUAAUGAAGGCAGAGAGGUGAUGAGUAUCUUGAUUCACGGUGACGCGGCCUUCUCUGGACAAGGCGUCGUCUAUGAGACGUUUCAUCUUAGUGAUCUUCCGCACUAUACAACCAAAGGCACUAUUCACGUCGUGGUCAAUAACCAGAUUGGUUUCACAACCGACCCACGCUUCUCAAGGUCAUCUCCAUACUGCACUGAUGUUGCCAAGGUCGUUCAAGCACCAAUCUUCCACGUGAACGCUGAUGAUCCAGAAGCUGUUAUGCACGUUUGUAAAGUUGCUGCGGAGUAUAGAAAUGAAUUUGGAAAAGAUGUUGUCAUUGACCUGGUAAGCUAUCGCAGAAACGGACACAACGAAGGAGACGAUCCAAUGUUUACACAGCCACUUAUGUACAAGAAAAUAAAACAGCAGUCGCCAGUUAUGCAUUCCUAUGCGAAAAAGUUGAUGGACAGUGGCAUUGUCAGCCAGCAUGAAUUCAAGGAAACUCAGAAUUCUUACGAUAAGAUUCUGGAAGAUGCAUUUACAAACGCAAAAGAUAGAACAGAGAUUCGACUGAGAGACUGGCUUGAUUCGCCUUGGAAAAACUUUUUCAGAAAAGACAACACCUUGGCUCCCAGGCCUCUAAGUCCAACCGGGAUUGAUGCAGAAACGCUCAAUUACAUUGGCCAGGCUUUUAGUACACCACCACAGGAUUUGACCUUGCACUCAGGUUUGAUAAGGCGUAUCUUGAAAGGGCGAAAAACAAUGCUUGAUGAAGGCGUGGCCGACUGGGCGAUGGGCGAAGCGUUUGCUUUAGGGUCAUUGUUGAAAGAAGGAAUUCAUGUUCGGUUGAGCGGACAAGAUGUGGAGAGGGGUACUUUCAGCCACCGUCAUCACGUGCUGACUGACCAAAAUGAAGACAAAAAGCGAUUCAUUCCUCUCAACAACUUGUAUCCAAACCAAGCGCCGUACUCUGUAUGCAACAGCUCCCUGUCAGAAUACGCUGUGCUGGGAUUUGAGCUUGGCUACAGUAUGACCAACCCGUAUGCUCUUGUGAUGUGGGAAGCCCAAUUUGGCGACUUCAUGAAUACAGCUCAGUGCAUCAUUGACCAGUUCAUAAGCAGCGGUCAAGACAAAUGGGCACGACAAAGUGCCAUCGUUCUACUACUCCCCCAUGGUUACGAAGGAAUGGGACCGGAGCAUUCAAGCGCCCGAUUAGAGAGAUUCCUGCAGCAGAGUAAUGAUGAUCCGGAUGUUUUUCCGGAUUUUGCCGAAGACGAAUUUGAGCUGAAGCAGUUACACCAUUGCAAUUGGCAGAUUGUGAACUGUACCACACCAGCGAACUAUUUCCACGCGCUCAGACGACAAAUGAACAUGGACUUUCGUAAACCUCUUGUCGUCAUGUCACCCAAGAGCCUCCUCCGUGCCAAAGAGGCAAGGUCUCCCUUGUCAGAAAUGUUGGAAGGAACCUAUUUCACGCGCAUGUACCCCGAAGCAGGCCCGGCAGUCGAUGAUCCAGAGCAAGUCAAGAAGCUUGUAUUCUGUAGUGGAAAAAUUUACUACGAAAUAUUAAAAGAACGCAAAGCUCGUGAUUUGGACAAAGAUAUCGCCAUUGCUCGAGUUGAACAGAUCUCUCCUUUCCCAUUCGAUCUGGUGAGAGCCGAAGCAGCAAGAUACCCAAACGCAGUAAUUGAAUGGGCACAAGAAGAGCCAAAGAACAUGGGAUCAUGGUUUUAUGUACAGCCAAGAAUCAUCACUGCUACAGACAAUACAAGAACAGUCAAAUACGUUGGCAGGCCACCAGCUGCUUCUACAGCUACGGGAAACAAGAAACAACACAAAGAUGAGCAACAAGCUGUCAUUACAAAUUCUCUUGCGAUUUAAUGAAGAAAUGAACACACGAAUUUGCUUGUUUAGUAUGCAUCUUAAUAUUAAAAAUAGAAUCUAUGUCUGAUUUCUUGUACCGGACACAGUCCAAUUUUAAGCUUAUUUAUCCUUGAUAAUUUUUUCUGUAUGAUUGCGAUGUAAGUUUGCAUUGUUUAUUGUUUUAAUAGAAGCUGGCUGUUUUGUGAUAACAGUUUUUAUUUAUAACUAAUAUAUUCAAUUGUUUCGA
Messenger RNA from Rhopilema esculentum, 3712 nucleotides. Its product is annotated as 2-oxoglutarate dehydrogenase complex component E1. Gene Ontology annotation, biological process: tricarboxylic acid cycle. Lineage: Eukaryota; Metazoa; Cnidaria; Scyphozoa; Rhizostomeae; Rhizostomatidae. The record is from RefSeq and is a predicted model, not a curated record. Gene Ontology annotation, cellular component: mitochondrion; oxoglutarate dehydrogenase complex. Gene Ontology annotation, molecular function: thiamine pyrophosphate binding; oxoglutarate dehydrogenase (succinyl-transferring) activity.